AAUAAAUCAAUGUUUUACUUCCGGUGGUCGAUGGUUGUUUACGGACCAAGGUUAAGGUAAAGGCGAGGACACAGACCUUCCCAGAUGCGUUUCUUGUGGUUUAGGUGCGACGAAAUUAUUCCCGCUACAGCGAUUGCAGUUGGUGUAUUGGCCAUAUGUUUAGGGGGGCUAUUUCUUCAGCACGAACUGAGCUUCGAACCUGACACAGAACGACACUGCAUAAUGUCAGCAGAAGCAGAGAGUAACCUUGAAAAGUACAGAGCUGAGGGCCACUCGGCAUUUGUGCUGGGUUAUUCUGGAGAAUCAGGCAAAGUUCUUGUCCAAGACCUGAACAACAUGAAAGUCUUUAAGCGAGUUGUGCUUGUUGGACGCAGGGAAGUUGCAUUAGACCCCAGCUUUGGCCCAGAAUUUGAGCAGAAAGUGGUGGAUUUUGAAAAACUUGAGGAUUAUCGUGAUGUCUUUCAGGGAAUGGAUGUUGGAUUUUCUUGUAUGGGCACAACUCGUGCUAAAUCAGGAACUGAAGGAUUUGUGAGAGUUGACCAUGAUUAUGUCUUGAAUGCUGCACAAAUUGCCAAAGAACAAGGCUGCAAGCACUUCAAUUUUAUGUCUACAAUGAGUGCUGAUAAAAACAGUUCCCUCCUCUAUGCUCGAACAAAGGGCCAGGUAGAAGAAGCACUGAAAGUGAUGCAUUUUGACAGACUUUCCAUCUUUAGGCCAGCAGUUCUUUUGUGCAACCGUGAGGAAAGUCGACCUGGAGAAGCUGUUGCAAGAGCUUUCCUCAAGCCCGUCUCCUAUUUUUUCCCUACUGCUAUUACUGUACCGGUGGAAGUGGUGUCACAUGCAAUGAUCAACAAUUUGGUAUCCCCUGCCAAGCAACCAGUGGAAGUCUAUGAGAACAAAGCUAUUCACCAACUUUCAGGAAUUUCAUCAGGCUGUGGAGCCAAGCAGAGCCGAAGUGCGGAAAGUUCAAAGGCAAAAUAGUUACCAAUUUCAAGCAUAUAAACAGUUGUUGUUGAGAGAGACCAUUUGUCAUCAGCAUAUAUUUCAUUAAACGAAUACCAUUUAUUUUUCAUCUGUUGGGUAAGAGACCAUUUUGUUACAAAAUAAAGAAGUGGAAUAGAAGUUAUCAAUAAGUCUUUAUCGGUUAGAAAAUAAGGAGGUUUAUGUUACUGGCAAUGUCAAAUUAAUGUAGCAUUGUUUAAUUUUUUUCUUAUCAAGAAAAUGGCAGGUAUUAAAGGUCAUUGAGGUGGGGGUACAUCAGUGUGCACCUUAGAUUAGUUUAUUCCUUUUUACUCCUCAAGGAACAUAGGGCCACAUCAACACCUUAAAUGGCACAAAACUUUCCAGUAUGAAGAUGGGGAAAGAUCAGAAAGUAGUGUUGAGGGUCACUGCUGAUGGAAGGUCAGGACUAUACCAAAACUAGCUUUUUAAAAAAAGUCUUACAAUCCUAUAAGCAUAAAAAUCUGGAACCUCUUCCCCAACAAUACUACUUGCCAUGUUUCAUAUUUGCAAGAACUGGUACAUGAAGACAGUAGGGCUUCAUUCCCUGUCACUGUUGCCCAACACAGAUAUUUUCAUCAACUUCAUAUUUAUUUUAGUUCCCCAAAAUUAUGGGUUAGGGAACAUCAGAAAUGAGCCUAAUUGCAAUAUAUGUUAUAGUAGUUUUUAAUGAUAUUAAGAAAUUAUGUCGUGCUAAGUUUUAUCUUUCCAAUGCAGCCAGAGCUGACCCACAUAUUGCAUCCGUAACUUGGCUGGGUCAGGGAUAGAAAACACAUUUGGAGAAUUUAGUCUCCCUGUGGGUGUUAAGACUUAAAUGGUUUUGAGUGAAAUGUUGGCAUACAAAAGAUAGCAGAGAUGUUUGAUUUUUCUGUGGGGUUUUUCCUCAGUUUUCAGCUUCAUUUUUAAUAUUUUUCUAUAAAUAUUUAAUCUGCAUGUGGACACCAUAAACCAAUCCUUAGAACUCAUCCCAUCAACUGUGCUGAUGCCUUAGAAGCCCAAGACUGAUUUUAGGUGGGGGUUUUUGCUCUAAAUAGAACCUGGGAGAGCAAUGGAAGACUCUCCAAGGUACCUUUGGGCGUUAGUUGUUUGCUUAGCUAAGGUUCUUAGGCCGUUGUUUUUACUUGCUGAGAAACUGUGCUGAAGUUUCUACAUGAUCUCAUUUCACUUAGAUUAUGGCAGUAUCUUUAGCGAUGCUUCUGUCUUCACAUUUGUUCUGUAGCAGCCAAUGUAGCAUUCUGUUAUAGCUAAUUUUUUUUUUCCUUUUCAGUAAUUCUGUGGAAUGUGCAAUUUCUGUUGGUGGGGCUGUUACAAUGUUCAUCACUAAUUUUUGAAACUUCAACAUAUUUAUCACUUUUGCAAAAUUUUCUUCUGACUAGUACCUGUUGACUUAUUACAUGCUUUGGGGGAUUUCACAAAAAAUAUAUUAUUUUUGUCAAAUUGUGUUCAUCCGAGUUGUCAUUUAUUAUGGCAGGUUUAUUUGUAGACAGGUUAUUUGCGAAUAACCAAUAAAAUUCUGAAAUAAAUUGGGGAAAUUCCAUGGCCUAAUGUAUAGUGCCCUUAAAAGUCUGCCCACCCAGCAGUUAAUAUUUGAUCAGAUGCUAUCUUCUAACAAAAUUUUCAGUCUUGCAACUCAUUAUUGUUAUACCUUCUUUUGAUUCUCAAAGUGCGUUUUCUUUAGUAACAGAUGAAGAGGAUUUUGACUGUAUUCGACUGUUUGACAUUUUCAAAGUGUCCCGUGUUUUUAAAGUGUGCUGCAAGUAAUUGUGCACAUGUGAAUCUUUAAAUAUGGUCACACAGUAGAGAAAGUUUAAAAUGAGCUUUACUGCUUUUGUUUCCUGUCCAUGUUUAAAGUGAUUGUGAUUGAUCUUAUGGCAUUAUUUCUUAUGUUGAUAAUGUUACACAAACACUAAAAACAAAACAAAAAAAAUACAUAGACUGAAAAAUAUUAUAUUGAAAGGGUAUGUUGUCUGUUAUUAAUUUCAUAGUUAUGAGGUCGUACAAAUGAUUCAUCUGUUCUUAUGCCAAGUGCUGCUACUGUUUAAAGAUGAAUGCUCAACUACCACAGAGAAUGUGCUUAGCAUAUCGUUUAAUGUCGGAUGGAUGGUAAUCAACAAUAGCUGGCUAACAUUCUUAUAUUUCAUGAGCUUUUUAGCUGUCAGCUUCUAGCUUGAUAGCUCCUGUGAAGCAAAUGAUAAGCUGUGCUAUUUGGUCUUUGAUGUCUAUGCCUAUAAACUGCGAUCUCAUAGAACUUAAUCCUGGAAGAACUAUUGCGCAACAGAAACAUCCAUACCAAACUGCUUAGUCUAUAACUAUUACCUAUUCUUUUCAUUAUGUUCAAAGGGAGCAAAUUUAAAAGAGUUAAGAUGCUUCCUAUCAUAGAAAUACAUUUCUGUUAAGAGUUUAAAAACAUUUUCAACAAAAUUCUGUAAUUCACUAUUAUUUUGUUAACAUGCAAUAAAGGGUUUCACACUAGACUGCACCUGGUAUUAGGAAAUAAUGAAGAAUGUCUCUAGAUGUUAUUGACUGACAGGUUUAAGCAUUUGUAGCCCUUUUACAUACACACACAUAUAUGCACAGUUAUCUGUAAUUUGGUGGUGUUGUAUAGGUACUUCUAUUGUUACUUCUAUUGUUAUUGUGACCUAUUGAAUUAUAAGUGGUUUGCCAAAGGAUACAUUUUUAUUUCUAGAUUUGUAGACCAGCUGUGAUUUAUAGUUUUGGUUUUAAAUGUUUUAACUUUGAAAUGUGCGAGUUAUACCUGUCAGGAAUGAUUGUGGCAUGUUUAACUAGUCUGCCAUGGUUCUGCUGUUUUUGAUGACUGACAAUGUCAUAGCUGAGCACCCUUUCAUGAUGUCUGUUCAAGUAGUCUUUUAGUUUCAUUCCAUUGCUUUAUCACACAAUUUUUUUGUUGUUUUACUAUUUAGAUAUUUUAGGGACCUUUAUCUGCUAACAUUUUAAUUUGCUUUGUAAUCUGUAUGUGUAAUGCCCUCUUCAACACGAAGAACGAGAAUCAGGGAUGGAAAUAGCUGCCACCAUUUUAACAAUUAACAGACCCAGAAACAUGAAGUGUUAUGUCUAGGUUGUUUUCAGUUCUCCUUUUGUGCCUUUGAUCAAGUUUAUAAGUUAUAUAAGCAUAGCAAUUUGAUAAUAUGAACUGCACGUUUAAACAUGGCUUUUAUAAGCCUGAUAAGCAUAUUUAUGAUUACAUGCAUGUGUAUUUUUUUUUCUUGUUACUUAUUACUUAAAUGUCUCACAAAUGAGAUUGUACCUUUUGGGAAGACCAAGUACAACAAAACAUUUCACGCUUAAUUCUGAUUAAUCAAGAUGCCUAACACUGGAUUUAAAAAACAGAAUGUCUGAAUAUUUUUAUUAAUUUUUACUGAGGCAUGCUGAUUGGAAGACUAAAAGCCUGUCCAUGUGCUGGGUGCAGGUUGGUUAAAGCGAAGCUAAAAGAAAAGAGUUCUGUGUACAUCUUCAUUAUAUAAAAGAAAAUAAUUAUUACAUGUCUUUUUAAAGUACUUGUCAGUGUUGUUGAGUUCCACACAUGUCCAUAGUUGAUCUUUUCGCUGUUAAGAUUUUGUGAUAUUUUGCAUUUUUAUCCAUGACCAUGUCAUUCUGGAUGCAAAUACAUGCCACUUGGAUUUAUAAUAAAAUCUUCACAAUUC
Messenger RNA from Pomacea canaliculata, 4661 nucleotides. Its product is annotated as oxidoreductase HTATIP2-like. The coding region runs from base 85 to 981 and encodes 298 amino acids. Gene Ontology annotation, cellular component: cytoplasm. Gene Ontology annotation, biological process: import into nucleus. The transcript is spliced from 6 exons. Lineage: Eukaryota; Metazoa; Mollusca; Gastropoda; Architaenioglossa; Ampullariidae. The record is from RefSeq and is a predicted model, not a curated record.